AUGGCCGAAUCAUCACCUGCGCGUUACGAAGAUUCGGAAUUCAAGAGUCCGGAAGCAAGCAUUGGCAACGACAGAGAAGAGGGAUCGAUCGGAAAAAACGUUCCCGCCAUUCCCAAAGGAAUAUUCGACAAAAAACCUCGCUACGACGGCGAAUACGACGACCAGGGUCCUAGUAGGGGAGAGGGGUCGUACGGACAGGGCGGUUAUGGAGGAAGAGGUGGUAUGUAUUCGGAAAGAGAGGGCGGAUAUGGAAGACAGCCGAAUUAUCCUUCCGGUGGCGGCUAUGGUAGAGAUGUACCUUAUGGUAACGGUGGUAAUUACGGCGGUGAAUCUAGGGGACCUCUAGGAUUAGGACGACUUGGGGGAUUAGGUAGACUUGGCGGAUUGGGCAGACUUGGCGGAAUUGGAAGAGGCGAAGGACCAGGAGGAUAUGGAGGAAUGGGAAGACCUGAAGGACCAGGAGAAUAUGAAGGAAUGGGGCGACCUGGAGGAUUAGGAAGGCCUGGCGGUUUAAAUCCAAUGGCAGCUGUGGUUUGUUAA
This is a messenger RNA of Diabrotica balteata, 540 nucleotides long. The record is from the annotation of a GenBank genome assembly. Lineage: Eukaryota; Metazoa; Arthropoda; Insecta; Coleoptera; Chrysomelidae.